Messenger RNA from Hippocampus comes (tiger tail seahorse), 654 nucleotides. RefSeq names its product transcriptional coactivator YAP1-B-like. The transcript is spliced from 3 exons. The coding region runs from base 123 to 530 and encodes 135 amino acids. NCBI's taxonomy places the organism in Eukaryota, Metazoa, Chordata, Actinopteri, Syngnathiformes, Syngnathidae. The record is from RefSeq and is a predicted model, not a curated record.
GUGUGUGUGUGUCUCGUGAGCUGUGGUUGACAGCAGCCUCUUUGUAUAUUAAAAAAAAAAAAAAAAAGUAACAUUUUGGUUUGUAAGACGUCUGUCUAUUGUAUUUGAAUGAAUCCGUCCACAUGCAUGCGUUGCAGGACACAACCGGAGGAGGAAGGAACCCGAUGUCAGUCGCUAUGGAUCAUGACAGGAACACGCUUGCUCCAUCUGUGGAUGUCAGGAUCCGAGCACCCGCCCACGAGCCCACACUGAACGGCGGCGCUCACUCGCGCAACGAGAGCACCGACAGCGGCCUUAGCGUCAGCAGCCUGCCGCGCUCGUCCGACCUGGCGCUCGCCUCUGCGGAUCACAUGGACACUGGUGAGUGCGGCGAGUCGUCGACUUUACAAGACUCGAUGCCUGCCAUGAGCGAGAGCGAGGAGCUGAUGCCCUGCAUCCCGGAGGGUCUGAGUUCAGACCUCCUGAUGGACAUGGAGACGGUUCUGUCCGGCUCACACAUGGACAGGGACAGCCUGCUCACCUGGCUAUAAAGACGCCAUUUUGUGUCUUCUUCCAAGAACACUUUGUGUGGAUUGUUGACACUAACACGAGAAAGACUUCAAUUUGCCCACACGUGACGAACGCCCAGCGCUACCUUCCCUGGUGCCCUUGAAA